This is a messenger RNA of Cottoperca gobio, 6474 nucleotides long. It is a transcript of the gene ptprbl, whose product is annotated as protein tyrosine phosphatase receptor type B, like. The transcript is spliced from 31 exons. Gene Ontology annotation, cellular component: signaling receptor complex. Gene Ontology annotation, biological process: angiogenesis; peptidyl-tyrosine dephosphorylation involved in inactivation of protein kinase activity. Bases 163 to 5934 code for a protein of 1923 amino acids. Gene Ontology annotation, molecular function: cadherin binding; protein tyrosine phosphatase activity. The record is from RefSeq and is a predicted model, not a curated record. Lineage: Eukaryota; Metazoa; Chordata; Actinopteri; Perciformes; Bovichtidae.
GAUAGAUGUGGAUGGAGUCUGCUCUGGGACUUUUACUGCAGCGCAUCCCGUGUGGAUGAUCACAGACACAUCUUUUUACUUUAUAUUCUCGGUACAUCAGCUCAUGGUGGGAUACACCAACUUUUUGUUCAUUGACCGGCUGGAUUUAAAUCAGUGGUGGCGAUGUUCCGAUGUUUAAUGCUUUUAUUUUGGAACGUUAACGAGGCUGCGUCCCGCUGCUCGGUAAACUUCACAGACAUCAGCUCGAGCUCCGGUUCGGUGGUGGUGAGGUUCAGCACCGGCGGUCUGUCCUGUAACUUCAGCCUGAUCACUGGGGGGGAGGCCCGGGCUGAGCCCGCUCACUGUGACCCGUAUCACGGAGAGUCGGGCUUCACAUGUCAGGUCACGGGUCUGAAUCCCGGGACUUUGUACCGGUUAAUGGUGAUCUCCGAGAAGGACGGAGAGAGUAGCAGCACAUCGGUACGCACAGCUCCGUCCCCUGUGCGCGGCCUGCAGGUGGCGUCCUCGUCCUCAGCCGUCCUCGGUGUCUCUUGGCGGGCCGGCGCGGGGCGAGCCGAGCGCUUCAGGGUUCUGCUGACGGACCAGGACGACGUUCUUCUGAAGAACUUCACCCUGAGAAUCAACGAGACCUCCGCCAAGCUGGACGACCUGCAGCCCGGCACCCUGUACACUGUCACUGUGGUAACAGAGGCCGUCGCCCUGCAGAGCUCCGCCUCCAAACAGGCGUUCACAGCCCCGGCUCGGGUCUCAGAUCUGAGGCUGGAGAACAACGGCAGCUCCGACAGUCUGCAGGCCUCCUGGCUGUCACCUGCAGGGGGCGUGGACGUCUACCUAGCCACCCUGUCGGCUUUGGGGUCGACCCCCCAGGAACACCGCCUGCCCCCCAACAUCAGCCAGGUGUUUUUCGAGGGUCUGACCCCCGGACGCAGCUACCAGCUGAGUGUCAGAACGUCCGCUGGAGGACAGAGUGCAGAGAGCCAGACUGGCGGGAGGACAGUCCCUCGGCCGGUGGCGUCUGUCUCCAUGACGCCUCUCGGUGACGGAAGGACGCUGAGGCUCUGCUGGUCGCCCCCCGGAGGAGACUGGGAGAACUACAGCGUCCUGCUGAGGAAUGGGUCGGGGGUCCUGGUGAACCGGACCGUCAGUAAACUGAGCCGACAGCACGCCUUCUCCGCGCCUGGCCUCGCCCUGGUGCCGGGUCGACUGUACGAGGCAGAGGUCACAGUUCACAGCGGCACUCUGGGUAACACGGCACGCUGCCUUGGACGACUGGCGCCCCGUCCCGUGCAGCAGCUGCUCGUCCGCCACGCUGAUGAAACCACACUGAGCGUCCUGUGGAGCCGCCCCCUCGGCGAAUGGGACGGCUUCACUGUUGCUCUCCGACAGGUGGACCCCGCCACCGCGGAGGCUCAGAGGACGCUCUCCUGGGAUGCCAGAGAGUGCACCUUCAACGGCCUCACCUCAGGAUGUCUGUACGCCGCCACCGUGAUGACCAACAGCGGCAACCUGAGCAGCUCCGCCUCUGUGACCGCACGCACCAGUCCGGCUCAGGUCUCCGGGCUGCAGCUCUCGGACCUCGGCAGCACCGACAGCCUGCGGGCCCAGUGGCAGCGAGCCUCCGGGGAGCUGGACUCAUACCGUGUGCUGCUGGUCCACGACAGCAGCAUCAUCAAGAACGAGAGUGUGCAGGCGGACGCCACCAGCAUCACCUUCCACGCCCUGAGAGCCGGCGCUCUCUACAGGGUGGUGGUGACCACCGUCAGAGCCGGACUCACCUCCAGGCAGACGGUCGCAGAGGGACGUACCGCCCCGGCUGCAGUGGGGGAGGUGACGGUCAGUAAUAACGGCCGGAUGGACUUUCUGAGCGUGUCAUGGCGAGCAGCUGCCGGGGAGGUGGACAGCUACCUGGUGACGCUGAGAGACGGGCAGAGGACGCUGCACACCGUGCCCGUCUCUAAAUCCAGCCCGGAAUGCGUCUUCAACUCUCUGGUGUCGGGACGUCUCUACAACAUCUCCAUCUCCUCUCGCAGCGGCCCGCAGCUCAAUCGCACCUUCAUCCAGGAGAGGACGCAGCCGUCUCCAGUCCAGAGCCCGACAGCGACCCACGCCGCUCGUGACGACUACCUUAAGGUGUACUGGCGUCAUGCCGCCGGAGAUUUCGACCUGUACCAGGUUUUCAUCAAACACAACAACGUGUUCCUGCAGAACCAGACAGUUCUGAAGACGCAGAACGAGUGUGUGUUUAAUGGCCUGGUACCCGGCCGACUGUACACUGUGCUGGUGAUCACUCGGAGCGGGAAGUAUGAAGCCAGCACCUCCACCCACGGGAGGACCUUCCCGGCGGCAGUCCGGUCCCUGGCUCUUGCUCGGCAGGGUACCGAGGACCUGCGGGUGAUCUGGUCUCCUGCUCCGGGUGACGUGGACCACUACGAGGUGCAGCUGCUGUUCAACGACAUGAAGGUGUUUCCUCCCAUCACGCUGGGCAGCGGUGUGGGAGAGUGUGUGCUGUCCUCACUCACACCGGGACGCCUCUACAAGAUCCUGGUGUCCACCUUCAGCGGCCCCAACCAAAGGGCCCAGUUCAUCAAGGGCCGUACCGUUCCCAGUAAAGUGAAGAACAUCCAUGUGAGUAACAGUGGAGACAGCAGCAGCCUGAAGGUGAGCUGGACCCCCGGUCAGGGCGAUGUGGACGGAUACACUGUCUUUCUGUCUAGAGGGGACAGACAGCUGGACAACCGGGCUGUCCUCAAACACCACAACGAGCUGACGUUCGGCUCGCUGCAGCCGGGACAGACGUACAGCCUGACGGUACAGUCUGUCAGCGGAGAGCUGCUUAACAACAGGACGGCCGUCGGACGCACUGUGCCCUCAGCGGUAACGGGGCUGCAGGUGGAGGACCUCCUGUCCACCCGCAGCCUGCAGGUGAGCUGGCAGGAGGCUCUGGGAGUGUCUGACGGAUACGUCCUGCAGCUCCUGGAUGACCGUGGUCUGGUGAUAAACUCCUCUCAGCCCUCCGGACACACCAGACUCAGGUUCGAUCGCCUCACGCCGGGCAAGAAGUACCGAGUCCUGGUGCAGACCACCAGCGGGGGGGUCCACAGCCCGGGGGUCAGUGCCGAAGCUUGGACACGCCCUGCAGCUGUCACUGAUCUGUCCAUUAAAGUCAAUACCACCACCAGUCUGUCCUUCCACUGGUCUCCACCUGAUGGAGAGUUUGACGUUUAUGAGAUCUUCUUGUAUAAAAGUGACAACUCACUGCAGGAGAGACGACGUGGCCAGUCCAGCAGUCAGCAGUGCUCCUUCCAGGGGCUCAGACCUGGAGCUCCGUACAGGAUGGUGGUGGUGACACACAGCGGAGAGCAGAGCAACCAAUCAGCUGUGUGGGCCAGGACAGUCCCAGCAGCCGUGUUGUCUCUGCAGACUCACUGUGGAAACCAGUCUGACGCUCUGUGGGUGAACUGGGAUCGUGGCGGGGGGGAUCUGAGCGGGUACCUGCUGUGUCUCUACGACCCCGAUGGCACGCAGCCGCCCGGGCAGCAGCUGGGCUCAGAGGUCACCAAGUUUGUCUUCUCAGGCCUCGUACCUGGUCGACUGUACCGAGCCGAGGUGCUGAGCCUCAGUGGAGAGCUGAGCAACAGAGCCAGCGCACUUGGCCGGACCGCUCCCAGGCCUCCCACCUCCUUUCUGUUCGGGGGGGUCACCAACACCUCCCUGGAGAUCACGUGGAGUGGCCCCCUCAACUCCGACUACGACGACUUCGACCUGCAGUGGACUCCUCAGGACCGGCUGUCCGUCAUCAACCCGUACCACAGCCGCACCUCCGGCAGCCGCAUCCUGAGAGGGAUGUUCCCCGGACGCCUGUACACCUUCAGCCUCCGCAGCAUCAGCGGGGCCACGGAGCCCCGGGAGGCCGCGGAGCACGGGGGGGCCACACCCACCUUCAGCACACCCAUCCACAACAGCAUCCGGACCAAGCCGGAGCGGGUCCACAGCCUUCACUGUCGGCCUCAGAGCUCCACUUCUAUCUCCUGCUCUUGGGGGCCCCCAGAGGCCGACUACGACUCGUACACCAUCGAGUGUCUCCACCAGGACUCUCAGGUCCUUGUAUACUCCCGCCGCACCGGCAAAGAUGCCACCGGCUACCUCAUCACGCAACUGGAGCCGCACAAACGCUACUCCGUCUCCGUGAAGGUGAUCUCAGACCACACGACCAGCGAGGAGGCACGGGACAGCGUGGUGACCAUGAUCGACCGGCCUCCGGUGCCCCCCCUCAGUACUCGGGUCAGUGACCGCUCCACUGUCGUCUCUAUGUCCUCCAUCUUCUUCAAGUUCAACUGCAGCUGGUUCAGUGACGUUAAUGGAGCCAUCAAGUUUUUCACCGUGGUGGUGACCGAGUCCCAAGGUGUAGGUGAGGAGCACCCGGAGCAGCAGCACCCUCUGCCUUCAUACCUGCAAUAUAAAUCCAACAGCUCCAUAAAAUCCUACCAGACCAGCUUCUUCCCCAGCAAGUGCAGCGACAGCAGCUCCCACAGCUUCGAGCUGAGCGUGGGGACAGGGAUGGACUCACUGGGGGGGUCCUGCCACUGCAGAGACCCCGAGCUGGAACCAGCAGAUAGCAACACAGGCCUGGACCAGUUCUGUGAUGGCCCACUAAAACCCAAAACUGCAUACAGGCUCAGUGUUCGAGCGUUCACUCAGCUGUUUGAUGAAGACAAAAAAGACUUGAGCUCUUCGCUGUACAGCGACACGUACCUGUCACUACCUGUGGUCACCGAGGCCGAGCCUCUGAGCGGUGUGAUCGAGGGCGUCAGUGCCGGCAUGUUCCUCAUCCUCAUGAUGGUGGGAGUCACCGCUCUGCUGGUCUGCAUACAAAAGUCUCGCAAAGUAGUUCAGGAGAGAACGACAGUCAGGAUGAAUAUGAGGAGAGAGAGGCCGACAUCAGGCGUCCACCUGGGAGUCAGAGGAAACCGUCGAGUCUCCAGUCCCAUCAAGAUCCUGAACUUUGAGAGUCACUACAACAAACUGCAGGCCGACUCCAACUACCUGCUGUCAGAGGAGUACGAGGACCUGAAGGACGUCGGCCGUAAUCAGCCGCUGGACUCGGCUCUGCUGCCGGAGAACCGCGGCAAGAACCGGUACAACAACAUCCUGCCCUAUGACUCCACGCGGGUGAAGCUUUCCUACGUGGACGAUGAUCCGUGCUCCGACUACAUCAACGCCAGUUACAUGCCAGGGAAUAACUUCCGGCGGGAGUACGUAGCCACGCAGGGUCCUCUGCCGGGGACUAAAGAUGAUUUCUGGAAGAUGAUCUGGGAGCAGAACGUACACAACGUGGUGAUGGUGACGCAGUGUGUGGAGAAAGGCAGGGUGAAGUGUGAUCACUACUGGCCCUUGGAUCUGGAUCCUCUGUAUUACGGCGACCUGGUCGUCAAGAUGCUGUCAGAGUCGGUUCUUCCUGAGUGGACCAUACGAGAGUUCAACAUCUGCAGCGAGGAGCAGCUGGGCUUCUCGCGGCUCGUCCGUCAGUUUCACUACACGGUGUGGCCCGAUCACGGAGUCCCAGAAACCACGCAGUCCCUGAUCCAGUUCGUCCGCACCGUGCGGGACUACGUCAACAGAAGUCCUGGAUCUGGACCCACCGUGGUCCACUGCAGUGCUGGUGUGGGUCGUACAGGGACCUUCAUAGUUCUGGACCGAGUGCUGCAGCAGCUCGACACCAAGGACACGCUGGACGUCUACGGCUCUGUGUUUGACCUGCGGCUUCACCGCUCACACAUGGUGCAGACGGAGGGUCAAUAUUCGUACCUCCAUCAGUGUGUUCGUGACGUUCUCAGAGCUAAAAAGCUCCGCUGUGAGCAGGAGAACCUCCUCCACCCUGUCUAUGAAAAUGUGAACUACAACUCCCAACGAGAGACGCUGUUCAGCAGACGUUAAAGAUCACUACAGGAAAACAUGACAAUUCUAUUUUUAUAUCAAUGUUCAUAUUUGCUGACGUUUCCAAAAAGAGAAAAACUUUAUUUAUGUUGCAUACAGGAUUCAUUUUCUGUACAUAUACUUAAUAUCUGUGUGUAUUUGUAUAUAUUUCUUUAUAUAUAUACUUAUAUUAUAUAUUUCUUCUAUUUUUAAAUUAUGUGUCAUGUCUGUGUUUUAUAAGCUUUAAUAUUUGCACAUUAUGGUCUAAACUCUGUACCAUGCUGCAGUUUUCUGUGUUUUUAGAUAAUUAUUAUAUACAAAUUAUAUUACAUUACAUCUUAUAAUAAGACCCUGAAAGAGAUGUAAUGUUAAUUAAGAAGCAAUAAUGUUGGCAGGUUAAAGGUAAGAAUAUGUUUUGAAUCAUAAAUCUAUGUAACGUAUCAUUUUAAGUGUGCAUGGUGUAUUUUAUUUUUUACCAAACAUUACAUUAACAUGUACAUGUACUUCAUAGUACUAACUUUAGUAUGUGUGAGCAUUAAUUAAACACCACAUUUGUUGUAA